AUGGACUACAUAGGCCUUCCAAACAUAAAUACCCGUGCUGCGGCUUGGAAUAAGUUUGCACAGUUAUGUGCUAACCAAAGUAGUGCUGAUAGUCGUUCAAACAAAUCCGUCGGGUCUUCCUUCCAAAUUUUGUUUUCAAAGUUGAGAUAUUCAAAUGGUAUAAUCAAUGAUGGUGAAAUUUUGAAAAACCCGGAACUUAAUGUCUUGUUCUCAAUUUGUGAUAAUUGCUCAAAGUUUAAAAAUGAGUACCAAGUUGACGAGCUCUUCCCAGUUUUGAUUAAGUAUCUUGUCAAUUCUCCGAACUUUUCGUUCAGAUCAGUUUCUAAUUUUAAAGAUCAAGAUUUGACUCCUUGGACUAAAUUGACCAACGUACUCACAUUGGGUUUGAUCUCGUUGGCAGAAAAUUUCCCCAAGUUUGGAGAGCUACUGCUCAAUGCAUUUUAUGACUAUAUUUCAAAUUUGGACACUGAUCAAUUGUACCAUCAAUUUUCUUUGGUCGGCUUUCUACAAGCAUUGAUAAAAUCUCCAAGUGCUAUUAAUGAGGAUGUUUUCAAGUUAGUCAAUUCUAAAGUACACAUAGAAUUUUUUGAUGCAGUUGAAGAUUCCAUUUCCAGAAUAAGUGAUCCGAAAGAUGUUGAUCUGAUUUAUGUUUUCAGCGAUUUAGGAUUUGAAUAUUCUUCUCUUUUUUUUGUUGAUUUGUUUGAGAAAUUUCAGAUGCAAUAUCUAAAACUCCAAAUUCAUGCUAAUCUGGAUAAUUCCUUGUUAAGCCACUUGUUGGAUUCUAAAUCAAUUUCUUUUUCUAUUCUUGAAAAAAAACUUGAUGUGUUCGAUAUCAUUCUACAGAAUCAAUUCAAAAUUGAGGAUUUUAUUGAAAACUCAAAUGAAAGAGUGACCACUUCUUCAAUUUACCGCCGUAAAACAUGCCUGUCAAUCCGUGCACAAGCUUUGGAAAUCUACAGUUUCAACAAUUCAAUUUCCAAGCUUGACUUUGAGUUUGUCAAUGCAAAAGUUUCCACUUAUUUAUCAGAUUUUAUGGUUUCAAUUGAAGAUGGUUCGCCAGUUGCACUUGAUAUGAUAUCCUCAAAUUUACUACUCAACGUAUUUGGCACCAGUGCUAUUUUGUCUGAGGAUAAUCAAAGAGCAGGGCUACAAAUCGUUAAACAUUUCCCUAUUAUAAUUCAAACUGUUAUUAUGCCAAAACAAUUUGUCAGAGAGCUCUCUAAAGCAGUGAGAUAUUGCUUGCACAGUUUAUCAAAGGAUGACUUCAUUUCUUUAAUCUACACUUUGAUUAAUAUCAUUGAUGUACAGUCCAAUAAAUUGGGGAAAUCAAAGCCUUCCAGACCUUCUACCGUUGCCACAGGUGAUGCAUCGCUAAUAGCUGACUCGUACAUCGUUGAAAGAAACGAUUUGAUCCCCCAGAAUAUCAUUACUGCCGUUGUUGAAAUAUCAAGAUCAUCAAAUGAUGAGUCUGUUAUCACCUUGGUUACCACGCUAUUGUACCAAAAAAUUAGAUCAGGCUCUAAUGAAUUAAACGCAAUUUUAUUGGAUGGUCUAACUGAAUUUAUUGAUAGUAUGAAUAAGAAGGACUUUUCAUCUCUUUUGAAGUAUUACUAUGAUUUGUCUGAAAGCUCUUUCAACAAUUUAUCUGACCUAAAAAUUGGUAUUGAUACGUGGAUCAGAUUUUCAAAGGCAAUGUUAAACUCCUCCAAUGAAGAGCUAUACAACCUCUACUUAAACGGCUUAUUAAUGCAAAUUAUUUCUAAAGGUGAUGUCGAUGAUCUAGAGCAUCAUAGGCCAAACCAAUCGGUUACUGCAUCAGCAAAUCAAAUCGUAAUAUUCUUAAAGCCACUGGCCAACUUAUUACCCCCUAUCAAUGAGAAACCAAGAAUUCCAACUAAUAAAGAAACCAUUCGUAGAUUUCAAGAUGCUUGGUUUAAUCUAUCCGUUCAUGGAUUUGCAUAUAACUCCUCUUUAUACAAGGAACAUUUGCCCGACUUAUUGAGAAUUGCACAUAGUACCCCUGCAUUAGCUUCUGAGAUCACCUGGAAUAGAAGUGAAACAUCUAUCGAAAUGAAUACUAUUCUGAGAAGGGGGACUUCAAAGACAACAGAGAGAAUUCAUAAAGAUAUUUUAAAACAAGUCAUCUCUUUGAAGAGUAGCAACCUUGACGAUUCACAGCUUUCUAGACCAGGCAUAAUGUUUUUGUCGUCUACCUUGAUGCUCGAAAUGUUGAGAGUACAAACGGGUAACUGUGCAAAGGCGUUGGAGUAUAUGUCCGAUCCUUCUGUCAUUAUCGCUAAAUUGAGCCCUCAUAUAGCUCACAUAUCUCAAUAUUGUGCUUCAAAAUAUGCAGACUUGCUACUCUCAAAAAAUCGACAAUUAUCAAUCGAUAAAGUGACUUUACGUUUAAAGGAACUUUUCAUCUAUUGUUGUCAUCGUAAUAUUGAUUUACAAAAUUGCGCAUUCAAAUGUGUUGAUAUCAUAUUAGGCAAGAUACCAUCGGCUUUAUGCUACGAGCAGAGUUCUUUUGCGUUGCUGGAUGUACUAGCUUUGUUAUUCCAAAGUAUAAUCGAUGCAGAUACAAACGAGUAUGAACCAUUGACUCAGUUUAAAUCUAGAGUUACUGACAUUAACUUAUCAUUAUCCGAUUCUUAUGUUUGGAGACAAGAAACUCUAGAUAGAUUCAGUGCAAAUGCCACUCGUUGGGUCACCAAUUCCUUGAGAAUUUGUGAUGGUGAUAUGAAAUCCGUUUUGAGCUCUUAUGUUACGAAGGCAGAUGCUUCUCAUAGAACUGUUAAUUACGGUGUUUCAUUUGCAUUGGACAUGGCAAGCAAAGUUUUAUCCAAUGAUAGAGAAUUUUUCCAAUUGCAAGGCAUGCAAUCGAAAAGACUGAACACUACUGCUGGGUUCUUAUCUCAAACACCGUGGAACACUGACUUGAAGUUAUUUGAAAGCAGUUACAGUGAGAUUGUCAAAGUAAGGUCUAACUUGGAUAAAAAAAUCAGUAAAUUCAUUGUCAUGGCGAAAGAACAAUCUAGAAAGGAGAAUUUAAGCAAAGAACUAGGAAAAUUGAUUGAAGAGAUAACCAGAGCAAUAGUUGUUUUCUCAAUUGAUAAAAUCGAAUAUGUUAAAUGGAUUGUUGAUCUACCAUUUUUAUUGUUUGACUCACAUUCUAUUCAACAUGCUUGUUCUAAUUGGUUGGGAAUCAUGAAUUCCAAACCAGAAUGUUCGACUCUUCUAUUAUCUUAUAUUCUCACAAAUUUUGAAAAAACUGUUUCUGAUGGGUUGGGACUAUAUUCAAGAGAGCAUGAUUUGAAAGACCCUGGCUUUAGUACAAUGGAAUAUCUGCCAACUAACAAGUUAGUGGUAGCACAUAAUUCUAAAUUGGCGUCUUCCUCGUUAAAACCUCAUCUACUUUUGAUCAGAUUUUUGUCUUCCCAUUUCCAUGCAACGCUUUAUAGAAGUGAUCAUACUCUAAAUAUGUUUACCGAAACCGUUAUAUUUGCAUUGAAGAGUUUGAAAUCUGCAAGUUUACAUCCAUUUGCACGUCUAUCGAGGUUUGAAAUUGUUAAUUUUGGUUGUGCAUUAGCUAAGCAUCACAUUCUACUAGAGACUUCUUUUAAAUAUCCAAUUAUCAAUGCAUUAUUAGAUGGUUCAUUAUCUUGGUUUACGAAAGAAGUAGUAACACCGUUCGGCAAUAAUAAAUUGAAGGUAAAGGCAGAUUAUGAACUGUUGACUAUGGUUGCUCAAUUUUUCAGUCAAAUGCAGUUUCGGGAUUUGGAAGCUGAAAGAAAAAGGGUUAUAUUACUCUUAUUCAUUGAAGACGAAAUGAAGAUAAUGAACACAUGGAUUAACCCUUUAAAUCCUAGCGUCGUGCCCCCAUAUCUUAUUAAUGUCAAAUUAGAUGAAAAAGUUCUCACUGAUUGCUACAAGCUUGAUGGUAAAUUAGCCUUUAACUUGGUCUCAAGAACAGAAAAGAAUGGCACCUUGUCAUCUUCCUUGGUCAAAACAUUGCGGUCAUUGAUUCUAAAGGAUCCCUUUGCAGUGAGCGAUAUCCCUUCAGCAGUCAACUACAUUUGUGAUUCUGACGUUCCUGCGAUAGUAUGUUGGACACCAGCAGCACCAGUAGACGCAAUCAACAAAUUUCUACCUCCAUUUAAUAGACGUCCGCUUGCUUUGCAGUAUGCAAUGAGAUCAAUCGAAAGUUUUGAUGCCCAUUUGACAUUUUUUUACGUGCCUCAAAUUGUUCAGACUGUUAGACAUGAUGAAUUAGGUUAUAUCCGUAGGUAUAUUCUUGAGACUGCAAAUGUGUCUCAGUUAUUUGCACAUCAAAUUAUUUGGAACAUGUCAGCAAACUCAUUUAAAGAUGAAGAUUCCACUAUACCGGAUGCGAUCAAACCACAAUUAGACUCAAUUAGAGAGAGCAUGAUUGCUUCAUUUUCAGAUCAAGACCGUGCGUAUUUUGAGAAGGAAUUUUCGUUCUUUGGUGAAGUUACUGGGAUUUCCGGAAAGUUAAAACCUUUUAUUAAGAAAUCGAAGCCAGAGAAGAAAGCUAAGAUUGAUGAAGAAAUGUCGAAGAUUAAGGUUGAAGAAGGUGUCUAUUUGCCGAGUAAUCCUGAUGGUGUAGUGAUUGAUAUCGACAGGAAGUCAGGUAAGCCCCUUCAAUCACACGCAAAAGCACCAUUUAUGGCAACUUUUGUCAUAAAAAAGAAGAAGGAGAACUUGAUUGCCGAAGAAGUUAUGAAUGAAGAGGAGAAAUAUGAGAUUGUUAAAACAAGUGCAAUUUUCAAAGUCGGUGACGAUUGUAGACAAGAUGUUUUAGCAUUACAGUUGAUUUCAAUGUUCAGAACAAUUUGGAUGACAGCAGGAGUUGACGUUUAUGUUUUCCCAUAUAGAGUCACUGCUACUGCGCCAGGUUGCGGUAUUAUUGAUGUUUUACCUAGAUCCAUAUCUAGAGAUAUGCUAGGUAGAGAAGCUGUUAACGGAUUGUAUGAAUAUUUUAUUUCGCAGUUUGGACCAGAGACAUCGCCUGAAUUUCAACGUGCAAGAAUCAAUUUUGUUAAAUCGUUAGCAGCGUAUUCUAUCAUAACCUAUCUAUUAGCUAUCAAGGAUAGACAUAACGGUAAUAUCAUGUAUGAUCAAGAUGGUCAUAUCUUGCACAUUGAUUUUGGAUUUUGUUUUGAUAUUGUACCAGGUGGUGUUAAAUUUGAACAGUCACCCUUUAAACUAACGAGAGAAAUGGUUAGGGUUAUGGGUGGUAAUACAAGCACCCAGGCAUAUAAAUGGUUUGAAGAGCUUUGCGUUAAAUCUUUCCUUGCUUGUAGGCUACAUAUGCAUGAGUUGAUUGGUAUGGUCGUGCCGAUGUUAGAAAGUGGACUACCAUGUUUCAAAGCAGCAACUAUCAAGCAUUUGACUCAAAGGUUUGUUCCUAAUAAGUCUGAUAAGGAAGCGGCUAUUUAUAUAAGGGGUUUGAUUAAAAAGUCUUUUGAAAGUUUUGCUACAAAAGGUUAUGACGAAUUCCAGAGAAUAACCAAUGGUAUUCCGUAUUAA
This is a messenger RNA of Pichia kudriavzevii, 5550 nucleotides long. RefSeq lists its product as uncharacterized. The record is from RefSeq and is a predicted model, not a curated record. NCBI's taxonomy places the organism in Eukaryota, Fungi, Ascomycota, Pichiomycetes, Pichiales, Pichiaceae. Gene Ontology annotation, molecular function: 1-phosphatidylinositol 4-kinase activity. The transcript has a single exon. Gene Ontology annotation, biological process: phosphatidylinositol-mediated signaling; phosphatidylinositol phosphate biosynthetic process. Gene Ontology annotation, cellular component: plasma membrane; cytoplasm. The coding region runs from base 1 to 5550 and encodes 1849 amino acids.